CCUCCAUCAAAUUUAUUGCAAGAAAACAAUGGAUUGUGGCUGGGGCAGAUGAUGGUAUCGUUUAUGUGUACAAAUGUGUCUCUGGAACACACAUGAAAAAGAUCAAGAGUUUCCAUGCUGAUUUUCGUUACAUUAUCCCCCUAGCCGUUCAUCCAAUCCAGCCGUGUGUGCUGUCAUCGGGGAAGCUCUGGGACUGGAACAAGGCCUGGAAGUGCACACGAACAUUUGCCACUAGCAGCGUUAUAUUUCAGGUCAUGUUUAACCAAGAGGACACCAAUAGUUUUGCGGCUGCGUUGCAAGAUGGCACAAUAGAGGUUUGGAGCCUCGAUUCUCCUGUACGAAAUUAUACUCUGUCGGGGCAUUUGGACCAAGUGAACUGCCUUGACUUUUUCAGACGUGAUAAUCGUCAGUAUUUGAUCACUGGCUCUAAUGAUUGUACUGCCAAGAUAUGGGACUUGCAGAAAAUGGCCUGCAUUCAUACGGUCGAAGCUAUCAUGUCACCAGUUAUUUUUGCCAUUUCCCUUCCCGGUCGUCCAUAUCUGGUUACAGCUUCAAAACAUAGAACUGUCCAAGUGUGGAGCUCCACUGAUUUCAGGCUCGUGAGGACCGUUAACCUACAGGCUGGUGGACCUGUUCGUGGUCUUGUAUGUUUGAUGGGUUCAAGGAGGGUUGCUAUUGGACAAAGCAAUUCAUUAUCGAUCAUGGAAAUCGACGAUGAAGAAGCAGUUGCUAGCGAGGGCAACAAAUGAGAAUACCAUUGCGUGCAAGGAAAUCCAUGAUCUCUGUGCCAACAUGGUUGAUCGAUGAAUUCUUUCGAUUUGGUAUUAGUGGAUACACAUUUAUAUUGUUGACUCCGUUUUAUGCUAAUGCCCGGGGGUAGAGAAACUAUGAUGUGCUCUAUCUAUCGUUUCCCUUAUCUGAUUCUAUCUUUUGAAGAUGAUCUGUUUCUGUCAUUGUAUUUGAUUUACC
This is a messenger RNA of Triticum dicoccoides, 969 nucleotides long. Its product is annotated as putative coatomer subunit beta'-3. Gene Ontology annotation, biological process: intracellular protein transport; intra-Golgi vesicle-mediated transport; retrograde vesicle-mediated transport, Golgi to endoplasmic reticulum. The record is from RefSeq and is a predicted model, not a curated record. The coding region runs from base 93 to 749 and encodes 218 amino acids. Lineage: Eukaryota; Viridiplantae; Streptophyta; Magnoliopsida; Poales; Poaceae. The transcript has 5 exons. Gene Ontology annotation, molecular function: protein binding. Gene Ontology annotation, cellular component: COPI vesicle coat.